Molecule: messenger RNA, 288 nt
Organism: Linnemannia hyalina
Lineage: Eukaryota; Fungi; Mortierellomycota; Mortierellomycetes; Mortierellales; Mortierellaceae
Source: the annotation of a GenBank genome assembly
AUGAUGAACGCACCACAGCCCGUCGACACCUCCUACAAUCCUCAAGACCUGUUAAACAAGAUAAAGUCAGACACGGCACGGCAUGAACAAGAGCGGGAGAAGAGAUACCGCAAGGCGGUGGAGCCGCUCUGCCAGGAGCUCAGCAAGCUCCAUAAGGCGAGCAUGGCCUCCUUGAUGGAGUUACCGAACGGAGGAUUGGAUUGGCAGCUGCGACAUGUUGCCAAGAGCGAAAAAAAAGUCCAGGGAAAGGAGAUGGGGUGUGCCCAUUAUAUAAAAAAAUGUCAGUAG